Molecule: messenger RNA, 3790 nt
Organism: Toxotes jaculatrix (banded archerfish)
Lineage: Eukaryota; Metazoa; Chordata; Actinopteri; Toxotidae
Gene: uvrag
Product: UV radiation resistance associated gene
Exons: 15
Coding region: 182-2401 (739 amino acids)
Biological process (GO): SNARE complex assembly
Cellular component (GO): endosome; lytic vacuole
Molecular function (GO): SNARE binding
Source: RefSeq, a predicted model, not a curated record
ACUUUGUUUACGUCCCGUUGGUUAGCUGACAGCUGCUGUAACGCUUUCCUAAUACGAAUAGCCGUGUCUGCAUGUCUCUGGUGGUUAUCCGGCGCUUCGUAAACUUUACAACGAGUAUCCUAGAUGUCGAGGAUGGGAUGUUUUGUUGAAUGAGGGGGACCCGUUAAAUGCCGACAGGAGGAUGAACUCCAUCACCGGUCGGGUUCUCGCCAUCCCCGCCGCCUCUGUCACCAACUCUGGAGCUUCAUCCUCUCGAGCCUUACAUGUAGAGCUCACGUCCCAGCAGAGACGACUGCGUCAUCUUCGGAGCAUUGCAGCCAGAAACAUUGUCAACAAGAAUGGUUCCCCACUGCUGGACACAUACUUCACCCUCCACCUCUGUAUAGGAGACCGCAUAUCUCGAGGUUUUUACAAGAGUGAAGUCAUACGAGACUCACUGAAUCCAACUUGGCGGAGCCUGGACUUUGGCAUGCUGCCAGACCUUCUGGAUACCUCAGUGUCUUGCUUCGUGGUUCGGAUCUGGGGAGGACAAGAGGAACAGUAUCAGCUCCUCAUAGAAUGGAAGGUCAAUCUGGAUGGCCUCAGAUACACAGGACAGCAGAUUCGAUCCAGGAAUCCCAAUGAGAUCAUAUUUGGAUUGAACGAUGGCUACUAUGCAGCUGACUUUGAUCAUAAGGAUCAGUCAGAGCGGAAGAAAAACAGCCUGCUUCAGGUCGACCAGAGUUCAGUCAGGAACUCCUACAGUGUUUUCUCUUUGCUCAGGCUCCACACAGCCCAGAGAGCAAUCAAACAGACCCAAGUGACAGUGCAGAAGAUUGGGAAGGAGAUCGAGGAGAAGCUGAGGACAACAGCAACCUGCACAGAACGGAAGAAAGAGCGGGAGUGCAUGCAGCUGCGUAUAGCUGUGCUGCGAAGUGAGCUGCAGCGGCAGAGGAAGGCGCUCGGCAGGGAGAUAGACCAGCGGCAGAAGGAGCGGGCACAGCUUGAGAAGAAAGAGGAAGGGUUCUCCGCUCAGCACGAGAGUCUGAAGGAGGAGAAAGAAUCCUUAACCAAGCUGCAGAAGGAAUGCACUGCCAAGAGAGAGCAGUUCCUCAAGUCCAACGCCCAGCUCACCUUCCGCUGUCGUCAGCUCCUCUCUGAGCUUUCCUACAUCUAUCCCAUUGAUGUGGUUAAUCAGUCAGAUUAUGUCAUCUGCGGAGUGAAGCUGCCAAACUCUGAAGACUUUCAAGCAAAGGAUGAUGGGAGCGUGGCAGUCGCCCUGGGUUACACAGCACACCUGGUCCUGAUGAUCUCGUGCUUCCUGCAGAUCCCUCUUAGAUAUCCAGUGAUCCACAAGGGUUCACGCUCCUCCAUCAAGGACACCAUCACUGACAGACUCACUGAGAAGGAGAGAGAAUUCCCCUUGUACCCUAGAGGAGAGCGGUUUCACUUUGAAUAUGGGGUCUACUUACUCAACAAGAACAUUGCCCAGCUGAGAUAUCAACAUGGCUUGACCACCCCAGACCUGCAGCAGACACUACCCAAUCUGAAGAAUUUCCUGGAACAUGGCCUUCUGGUCCGAUGUGACCGACACCAUGUCUCUAGCUCCAUCUCGGUGCCGUCCAAGUCCCAGCUUAGUGUUUCCGCCGCCUCAGAGAUAGGCUACCCCUGCCACACCAGCUCCCCGGACCGAGGCCUGAGGAAAAGGGCGAGCUCAGAGGCAGAUAAGUACAAACCAACCCCUCCACCCAGCUACAAUACAGCCAUGGAUGAAGAGCAGCCCCCGGUUGGCCUGGCACCACCCUCGCCUUCACCCAAACACCUGUCCUCCUCCCUUGAUGCUGGCAUGGCCUCGCUUAACCUGACCAAGACUAAGGAGGCCACCGAGGAGGAAGAGCAGACGGAAGAGAAGGAACAGGGUGGGGAGACAGAAGUGGAGGUGGAGAGAUGCAGAAGCGCUGACAGUAAGAUUGAAGUAGAUAAAGAAGAAGUGACUGAAGAAGAACCACCCAGCAGCACAGUGGCACCGAACUCUUCUACAGUGCAGGAAACUGGUGAGGAAACAGUGGCCGCUGUUCAGCACACAGGCACCAUGAACGGCUCUUUGGUACCAGGACAGGCGCCCGUUAGCCUGGUCCCAGAGCUGCGCUGCUCUGUGGAGCAAGCUGAGGAAAUCAUAGGCACAGAGGCCACUGGCUUAGGCCUGGGGUUGGGUGUAGGGAUGGGGUUAGGGUUAGCAGACGAGGCCCGGCUGGAAGACUACCGCUGCAUCCCUGUGGACCACGCUGUAGCUGUGGAGUGUGAUGAACAGGUCCUGGGCGAGCUGGACGUGGCUGGCUUUGAGGAGUUCUCCAGGCGCAUCUAUGCACUAAACGAGAACAUGUCCAGCUUCCGCAGACCGCGCAAGAACUCUGAUAAGUGAGGCAGAGGAUCUAGGGAGAGAGUGAGGCAUGAAAAAACUUGCACAGGGGGUUUGGACAAACAUAAGGCAGGGACAAGAACUGAGAGGACGAAGGUGGGUCCUCACUUCCUGAACGCAGCAUCAAAAAUCAUAGGAGCUAUUCUGGAAUAACGACCAAUUUGCACUUAUUGUAAACAUUUCCAUAGUAAUCUUUGAAAUGGAAUACAGUUAAAAGUGGAAGUACUGAAACAGUAAGCUUAACUUUUAUUUUUGAUGCCAGCAUUAAUAUAUUUUUUAACAAUGAGUAUAAAACAGCAUUGCAGGCAUUUUGUAUUCACAAAAUGAUUUGGCCUCAAUGAAAAAAAACCUUCUAAAUCACCUUCUGGGAUUUAGUGUCAGUCAUUGUAAUUUGUUGUUCCAUACCAAGGCCCAUUAAUGUACUGAAUAUCACUCACUCUUGGUUUUCAAACCUCACUGCAAUAAAAACCCUUAACUUCAUCAUCUGCUUUUAAGAUUCACACCCACACCCAGGCUCCACAAUCAGUACACCAGGGUAUAAAAAUGUUCAGCUACAGCUUGUUUCUUGUUUCUUUUUUGUUUUUUGAGAUUUUAUCAGUUAUUGAAUCAUCAACCCAGACAACAGAUGGACACACUGAGAAUGGUUACAGCUGGAGGUUUUCUCCCAGUGGACCGUUCGUCUGUCAUACAGCCUGCUGUUCCAGUACUUACACCUUUGACUGUACAAGCAAACGCUUAGAUGCUUCCCGAGCCUUCAUUCAGAGUGCAUGGCAGUGGGCGUGUGCUUGAGGGAGGAUGCAGACAUGUGCACAUGUGUGUCAGGGCUUCACAUCAGCAUGCAACCACAGGUACACGAUCACAGUUAGGUUUCCAGUACUCUCACCAAUGACCUUUGAGCAGGGCAGGAAUUUGCUACCCCAAAGCGAGGCGGGAGCUGGAACCAGUAGCCCAAUCAGAGACUCUCCAGCUGUGACACGCUGCCCGUCCUCCUCUUCAGCAGGUCGACCCUCUGCUCAUUCUCCACAUCAGGUGGAGCUUCUCCUUCAGGUUUUAAGAUAAGGAUCACGAGAGUGGCAGGAGCUCACAGCACAUGGCAGGGAUACGGUGCAAUUGUUUUUCUGUCCAUCUCCAUGUCCUCUUUUUUUCUUUUACUCAGUUUUAAUGAAGCCCAUCAAUCUUAACUACAAAGUUAAUGUUACGUCCACUGAUUCUCAUAUUCAGUAGACCAAAAAUUAAAUUCUGUGUCUGUGUUCUGUUGGAAUUUCUCACUCAGGCUCUACUGUAAAUGUUAAGAGCAAGUGUCUCAAUCCCACCGUCUGUGAUUUUGUUCCUUGUCCCCCUGAAUGCUUUCUUGCACUGGUACUCAAUAAUUGCGUUAUUUAUGUCUCCCGA